ACGGACGUAUUAAACAUAAAACAAAACCUCGUAUUUGUGUAGAUAUCUGUUCUUUGUCCUUGUAAAUAUAAUAACUAGAAGACGUGUAAAUUAGACGAACAUUACAGAGUUCUAUAAUAAGUAACCUAAUCGACGUGAAUAAGCGAUCAAGAUGAGCAAGCUGUGCCGUCAGGUGUCCAUCGAGUCCCCCGGGCCCACGCUGAAAGAGUGCGUGUUCAGUUUCGACGUGCCCGUGCCUGAGGUGCCCAUGUACGGCGCACGGAUCCGCGUCGCGUACGCCGGCGCCUGCUACAGGGCGAAUCGCACCCGUUCCGCGUCCGUGUGCUCGACAUCUUCCGUCUCGUCCAUCGGCAGCCUGUCGGGCGAGAUGGAGAACUUCGGGAUUCACACUUCAACGCCUGCGCAUAUAGGACUACGCGACGGAGCCCUGUUUCCAGGCUACGAGGUGGCCGGAGUGGUUGACGCCAUCGGCAAAAACGCCGACACUGAAGGCAUUAAGGAAGGCGACAGGAUCGUGCUGUACCCGUACGAAGGAGUCCCCCACGGCUACGCGGACUACAUCGUCGUCCCGGACUUCAAGUGCCUGGUGCGCGUGCCGCCCGAGCUGCCGCUGAGCGUGGCCGCCAUGCUGCCCACCGGCGCGCUGCUCGCCAUGAACACCGUCAACACGGGCAGCGACUACCUGCACAAGAUCCUUGAAGGGCCCGACCACAAGGACAUAGCCACCGUGCUCAUAGUCGGCACCGGCGGCCUCGCGCUCUGGGCUCUGCGCAUAGCCACCCACCAGUUCCGUCAGUCUUGCUGGCAUGAUCGCGUCCGGAUAUCCGUCGCCACGCUCAACGAUGAAGGUUUUCUGUAUGCCAAGGACAGCGAAGAAAUAAAAGUAGUACAAUGGAACGAGGACCUAUACGAGAAACAGCUGAUCGAGCGCACCACAGACGCGUGCGGCGGCCCCGUCGACCUCGUCAUGAACUACGGCACCACCUCGCGUUCACUACACCGCUCACUGCAGUGCCUGGCGCCGGGCGGCGUGGUGCUAGUGACCGAGGACGUGGGCGAGAAGCUCCUGCCCAAGUUCGCGAAGAAGGCCGAGGAGCUGCACGUGCACGUGGCGGUCGUGCCCAACGGCACGCUGGAGCAGCUGCGCGAGCUGGUGGGGCUCGUCGCCAGGGGGGAGAUCGCCCCUCCCCCCCACUCGGUGUUCCCGGCCGAGCAGGCGCAGGAGGUGGUCCGCAAGCUGUGCCACUCGGAGGUCAGGGGCCGCGCCAUCCUGCGCUUCCACAACGUCUAUUAAGUGAGCGGCUCCGCCUGGGGAUAUACAGAUGCGAUUGCCGGAAAUCCAGUGGCGUAACUAUACAUAUAUACCUAGUCAUGUACAUAACACCCAGGACAAUUUUUGUGCUUUUGAGUCUCGAACUUUAUUUCUAUCAAAAUUCGAGUUUAAUUUGUACUUGCACAAGUAGGUACGCGGGGAGUUACGAGGGUAUGCUGGCAAAGUGGGCAAAAUGGUACAGUGCCCUGGCUCGAAGGACCCCAUUUUACCAAGAGGCCGUGAGUAUAGUACAGAGCUAUCGAUACCGAGCGUAUGUCACACUCGAUGCGCGCUACGGGCCUCGGUGUAGUUACGGCACUACGGAGCUCGACCCACGGACACAUCCGUGCGUAACGGUGGCCAAAUAUUGAUAUUUGAUAGAUUUGUCCAUCAGAAAGAUCUCACACACAUCUGUCUUUAUCCCUAGCUUAAGGGCAGUUUCGUGAUGCCUUAUAUAAACGAAGCUUUUUGUAUCCUUCUAAAACGUAAGGUUGCCUCCAGAAUCUCGCGAACUAAAUUGACAGGUCAAUGUGCACAAUUAUUUUUUUUAUUAUGAAUGGGCUUACUCAUGGCCACAGACUAGCCGAGGCGUAGACGUGGCCUACGAUGGAGCGAGCUCGCCCAAAAUGAUACCACAGUUUGGCCAGUGCUGUUCUUAUCGAUAUUUUCAAAGAAGUUUGAAUUAGAGAAUAUCGCGAGAAUUCACCGCUAGCGGCGCUAUUGUUGCGCGGUCAGUUAAAAUGUAUCUUUAAGUAAUUUAAAUUAUUUUACAAUUGUUACUUGGUAUUUCGAAAAGGCUGCUAUUUAACUGAUCACCAGAUUUAAUAAAAUUUACUACCAAAAAAAUCUACUUUACCACCCUAAAAUAAUGAAUGAUCACCAAAAUUAUAACACCAGUUUAAUGUGAAAUGAUUACCAAUUUUAUUACAUUUUACUAUCCUUUUAAAGGAAAUGACACCAAACUAAUCAUUAUUAACCCAAAAAUUGAAAAUGAUUACCAAAUUUCAAACCCCAUUUUAAUGUCAAUUGGUAACCAAAUUUUUACAUCUUGCUAUCCUAUUAAAUAAAAUGACACCAAAAUAAUCAAUGUAAACCCAAAAAUAGUAAAUGACCACCAAAAUUAGAACUCCAUUUUAAUGUAAAAUUAUAACCAAAUUUUUAAAUCUUGCUAUCCUAUUAAAGCAAAUGACUCCAAAAUAAUCAUUGUAAACCCGAAAAUAGUAAAUGACCCCCAAAUUGUAACCACAAUUGUUUCUGUAUGGGUCACAGUUCAAACCUAACCUAACCAACUUUUCUAGUAGCAUUUCGUUUAUGUAAGGGUCGCAGUUCAAACCUAACCUGACCCACUUUUCUAGUAGCAUUUCGUUUCUGUAAGGGUCGCAGUUCAAACCUAACCUAACCCACUUUUCUAGUAGCAUUUCUUUUCUGUAAGGGUCGCAGUUCAAACCUAACCUAACCCACUUUUCUAGUAGCAUUUCGUUUCUGUAAGAGUCGCAGUGCUAACCUAGCCCAUUUAACUGAUAGCAGUUCAAACCUAACCUAACCUACUUUUGUAGUAGCAUUUCAGUAUGCUAGGUACUAGAAAAGUAGGUUAGGUUAGGUAGGUAUGCGGUGCGGGAUACGGGGGGUUGAGCGGGAGGGGCUAGUAAUUUUGGCAUCAUUUUACUUUAUUUGGUAAUAUGUAUACAU
This is a messenger RNA of Cydia fagiglandana, 3001 nucleotides long. RefSeq lists its product as uncharacterized. NCBI's taxonomy places the organism in Eukaryota, Metazoa, Arthropoda, Insecta, Lepidoptera, Tortricidae. Gene Ontology annotation, molecular function: oxidoreductase activity. The record is from RefSeq and is a predicted model, not a curated record. Bases 152 to 1294 code for a protein of 380 amino acids. The transcript has 9 exons.